CAAUAGAUUAACUGUCAAUAUGUAUAAAUAUCACAAAAAAUUUGCCGUUUAGAAAAUUUUAUUUAAACAAUGCGAUUUUGGUCCUUAUAAUACGGUAUAUCGAUAUUUAUGAAGCUAAUCGUUGGACAAAGAGUAAACAAAAUUAAUAGCAUACAAAUAAAAUAAAUUGCAACAGCGAAUUAAGGGUAAUAGAUGCGCAAUCUCGUUGCCAAACGCCAUUUAUUGGAGCUGCGCCAAAACAACAACUGCAGAAUUGAACUGCAUUAGACAGCAGAGAAUUUCGAACAGGCAGGUGAGAACGUAACACCUGCUCGCAAUUAAUCGCACAGACACAAAGACUCGGCCCUAAGUACACAUAACUGAAGUGUAUUCUGGCCGGCAGCUAUAUAGAUAGGAUAUCAGCCUUAAUUGGGGCAUCAAAUCGUCUGCCGCUUACGUAACUAAAAGAAUCCGACGCAGUUCCAAGGCUAACAACAUGUCGGACAAAUUAUCAAUGAUCGAUGUGAAUCGUCUGUUCGAUCUGAAGACGUUCACGGGUCGCUUUAAGUACUAUGCCUGGAUGACGGAUCCGCGCACGGCGCUCGUGUCCAAAGAGCGCCUGAUGGAGGCCAAGAAAAUGGUGGACAAUUAUCGGGCUGGCAAGCAGAAGGACAAUCUAACACCUGAGGAAGUGAAAUAUAAUUUGAAGCUAUAUACUUCGGCGUUUCAUCCAGAUUCAGGGGAACUGCAGAACUUUGCCGGCCGCAUGAGUUUUCAGGUACCCGGGGGCAUGCUGAUUACGGGUGGCAUGUUGGCCUUCUAUCGCACCGUGUCCGCCGUGGUGCUCUGGCAGUUCAUCAAUCAGUCCUUCAAUGCGGUCGUCAACUAUACGAAUCGUAAUGCCAAUUCACCGACCAGUGUUACGCAGCUGGGCCUGUCUUUUGUCACAGCCACAACCGCAGCAUUGGUUGCAGCCAUUGGAUGCAAGAAUUACUGGUCGAAACAUGCGUCACCGUUGAUGCAACGUUAUGUGCCGUUUGCGGCUCUGGCGGCAGGCAACUUAGUCAAUAUUCCCUUUAUGCGCCAGAACGAGAUUAUCAGUGGCAUUGAGGUGAAGAAUGACGACGGUAAGGUUGUCGGCCAGAGUCGCCUGGCUGCCGUUAAAGGUAUCAGCCAGGUGAUCACAUCGAGAAUUGUAAUGGCAGCGCCGGGCAUGUUGUUGCUGCCCAUCAUUAUGCAGCGACUGGAGAAGAUGCCAGCAUACAAGCGCAUGAAAUGGAUAAAUGCGCCCUUCCAAACACUAAUGGUGGGCUGCUUCCUCUGUUUCAUGGUGCCCGCAGCCUGUGCGAUUUUCCCGCAAGAAUGCAGUCUGAGCACCUCUACAAUGCGCAACUUUGAGCCGGGACUCUUUAAAGACAUGGUCAACCGUACUGCGGGCAAGGUACCCGAUCGUGUCUACUUCAACAAGGGUCUGUAAGCAGGACCUGGCAAUCGUCAGCUCGACGCUUAGACAAUAAAAUCUUAAGUAUUGCUUGUCAUCAUCGUUUGGGCAUUUACAGAAACGCGCAACGCAUUGUUCCUUGUUCUAUGUCACAUCAUAAAAGUAUAUAUCAUAUUAUGAGUCCCUUGUCCCUUGUUUCAAAAUUAUAAGUUUUUCGACAGUGUUUGUGUAAUUUGCAUAGCAUAAAUCAUUUUCUACCUGAUUUUCUACUCAGUUUAUACGAAAGUAUUAUAAUAUUUCAUUCGAAAACAAAUAAAAUCUAUUGCAAAUGCCUAUCAUUAGGCCCCUAAA
Molecule: messenger RNA, 1771 nt
Organism: Drosophila montana
Lineage: Eukaryota; Metazoa; Arthropoda; Insecta; Diptera; Drosophilidae
Gene: Sfxn2
Product: sideroflexin 2
Exons: 5
Coding region: 476-1456 (326 amino acids)
Biological process (GO): monoatomic ion transport; serine import into mitochondrion
Cellular component (GO): mitochondrial inner membrane
Molecular function (GO): monoatomic ion transmembrane transporter activity
Source: RefSeq, a predicted model, not a curated record